Messenger RNA from Argentina anserina (silverweed cinquefoil), 691 nucleotides. RefSeq names its product major strawberry allergen Fra a 1.05. Gene Ontology annotation, molecular function: abscisic acid binding; signaling receptor activity; protein phosphatase inhibitor activity. Bases 91 to 573 code for a protein of 160 amino acids. Gene Ontology annotation, cellular component: nucleus; cytoplasm. The record is from RefSeq and is a predicted model, not a curated record. Lineage: Eukaryota; Viridiplantae; Streptophyta; Magnoliopsida; Rosales; Rosaceae. Gene Ontology annotation, biological process: defense response; abscisic acid-activated signaling pathway. The transcript has a single exon.
CUCUUCUCUCACAACUUAAAACCUCCCUCUAGUACCUAAACACCAGUUUCCUUCUUUCCUUCUGAUCAUUUCUCAACUCAUAAGCUGAUAAUGGGUCUCUUCACUUAUGAAACCGAGUUCACCUCCGUCAUCCCACCACCAAGAUUGUUCAAGGCUUUUAUCCUUGAUGCCGACAAUCUCAUCCCCAAGAUUGCUCCCCAAGCAGUCAAGUGUGCUGAAAUCAUCGAAGGAGAUGGCGGCGUAGGAACCAUCAAGAAGAUCACCUUUGGUGAAGGCAGCCAGUUUGGCUCUGUGACACACAAAAUCGAUGGGAUUGACAAAGAGAACUUUGUGUACAGCUACAGUUUGGUCGAAGGAGAUGCCUUGUCCGACAAGAUUGAGAAGAUCUCUUACGAGACCAAGUUGGUGGCAUCUUCUGAUGGAGGAUCCAUCAUCAAGAGCACUAGCAACUACCACACCAAAGGUGAUGUGGAGAUCAAAGAGGAGCAUGUUAAGGCUGGUAAAGAAAAGGCAUCUCACCUCUUCAAGCUUGUUGAAGGCUACCUCUUGGCCAAUCCUAACGAAUACUGCUAAAGUUCUCAUCAAUUUGUCUUUCAUUUCUUCAACUGAUGUUCCAGUUGUAUUUUUGAAUUAUUGAAUGUUGUAAUACUUUGAAUGAAAUAAAAAGCUAAACUAGCACUUUGCAAAUUCA